Messenger RNA from Annulohypoxylon maeteangense, 606 nucleotides. RefSeq lists its product as uncharacterized. The transcript has 3 exons. NCBI's taxonomy places the organism in Eukaryota, Fungi, Ascomycota, Sordariomycetes, Xylariales, Hypoxylaceae. The record is from RefSeq and is a predicted model, not a curated record. Bases 1 to 606 code for a protein of 201 amino acids.
AUGUAUCUUUCGAAAACUCCUCUUCUCAUUCUAUAUAUACGCCUCUUCGGGGUCAAAAACUGGCUGCGCAUAAUAUCGUACGUUACACUCGUGGUAUAUCUUAUACCAUCUUUGACGACCGUGAUCGUUGUUGGUGCAACAUGUUCUCGAAGUGUUGCAGCCAUAGAUGACAUCUAUAUCCUCGAGAAAUGUCUCGAAACAACACUUUCGGUCGGCGUUGUGAACGGAUCGACCGCAGUCAUUACCGAUAUCAUUGUUAUUCUUCUUCCGCUUCCCGUCAUAGCCAGACUCAGCCUUCCGUUCUACAAGAAGGUUGGAAUAGCUAUGGUUUUCUUGACAGGUAUCAUUGCAAUCUUUGCAAGUGCCAUAUCUCUCUAUUUCAAAUCGAUGUCCUUAGCUGGUCAUUCCACGACACUGGUAGCAACAUUAUUUUGCACGAUCAUCGAAUGUUCUCUCGCUAUUAUAGUCGGCUGCGUACCAGCGGUUCGAGCUUGUUGGUCUUCGUACAAGAUGAGCGACUUACAUAGCAGGAUUAAAGUUGCAUUUUCAAGAUCUGAGUCUAUCGAACUACUAAAGAACGGCGAAGAAGGUAAUUCAAUUAAAUAA